AUGUCAUUUUGCAUCGCGGAUCAAGGCACACAAACCGAUUCGUUGCUGAUUACUGAAGAUUCAAGCGUAAGUGGACUAAACAGCCGAUCGCGGGCCAAAAGUGAGACACAUGAAGAAGGCGCCGCCCGCAACGAUGCGGAACACUCGCCAUCGCCUCAACGUGAAAUCGUACAUAAAAUUCACAAAUCAUCAUCGUUCUCUUCGUCUUCGGGCAACUCGCAGGGCGCAUCUUCCCCACUCGGCUCAGCCACCUCAACCACAUCGCUGCACUACUCACCGAUUCGCCCCGCCAAACGCACCCUAAAGAGCGACACCAUCAACACAUAUCAAAAAUGGGAGACUACCAUUGAGUCCAUCAGCUAUGUUUCAAGUAAAACUUUGGCCAUCUCAGAUUAUGGCUCGGAUGCGGAAAGAACCAGAUCUGAUUCGAUAUCCAACCAUUCUCAUUCCACAAGAUCGCGUUCCACAACUCCAGUGCCGGGACCAGUGCCAGCGGCCAGAAGCGCCACCAAGGUCGCGACACCAACCAGCAGCAAUAGCGCUUCGAUGGAUAGCAGCAGCAACAGCAGUAGCGGCAUUGAUAGCGGCUCGGCGUGUUAUAAUGCAACUUACAAGGCAACCACCACUACUACAAGAGGUUCCAAUAAUAACUUCAAUGGCAGCAGGAUUUGUGAUUCUAAAUCACCGAAGCUGAUUCCGUUCGCGAAUGGCUCGCCAUUGUCGGUUAAACAGACAG
Rhagoletis zephyria (snowberry fruit fly) is the source of this 736-nucleotide messenger RNA. Its product is annotated as putative protein TPRXL. The record is from RefSeq and is a predicted model, not a curated record. NCBI's taxonomy places the organism in Eukaryota, Metazoa, Arthropoda, Insecta, Diptera, Tephritidae.